Trematomus bernacchii (emerald rockcod) is the source of this 6301-nucleotide messenger RNA. It is a transcript of the gene epha8, whose product is annotated as eph receptor A8. The transcript is spliced from 20 exons. The coding region runs from base 5 to 3085 and encodes 1026 amino acids. Gene Ontology annotation, biological process: axon guidance; protein phosphorylation; cell surface receptor protein tyrosine kinase signaling pathway. Gene Ontology annotation, cellular component: neuron projection; plasma membrane. The record is from RefSeq and is a predicted model, not a curated record. Gene Ontology annotation, molecular function: transmembrane-ephrin receptor activity; ATP binding; protein binding. Lineage: Eukaryota; Metazoa; Chordata; Actinopteri; Perciformes; Nototheniidae.
CACCAUGGCUUCAGAUCUGGGGCUGGUUGUGAUUCUGCUAUGGACUAUAUCUCUACAGGCUGUGGGCUCCACGGGAACUAACAGUAACGAAGUGAACCUUCUCGACACGACGUCCAUCAGCGGAGACUGGGGCUGGCUGACGUACCCGUCACAUGGGUGGGAUGCCAUUAAUGAGAUGGAUGAGUACUUCACUCCCAUCCACACAUACCAGGUCUGUAACGUGAUGAGCCCCAGUCAGAACAACUGGGUGAGGACGGGCUGGCUCCCCAGAGAAGGAGCCCGGAGGAUCUACAUUGAGGUCAAGUUCACCCUGAGAGACUGCAACAGCAUGCCGGGGGUCCUGGGCACCUGCAAGGAAACCUUCAACCUGUACUACUACGAGUCCGACAGGGCGGUGGGCUCAGCGGUGCGGGAGAACCAGUUUAUUAAGAUCGACACCAUCGCUGCUGACGAGAGUUUUACAGGCGUGGACCUGGGGGUCCGCAGACUCAAACUCAACACUGAGGUGCGAGGCGUUGGCCCGUUGUCCAAACGAGGUUUCUAUCUGGCCUUCCAGGACAUCGGCGCCUGCAUCGCUCUCACCUCGGUGCGAGUUUACUACAAACGCUGCGCCGGUGUGAGCCGUAACCUGGCGGUGUUCACGGACGUAGUGACGGGGGCCGACUCCUCCUCUCUGGUGGAGGUCAGAGGUCAGUGUGUGGAUCACGCCGAGGAGAGGGACACGCCCAAGAUGUACUGCAGCGCCGAGGGAGAGUGGCUGGUUCCCAUCGGGAGGUGUGUGUGCUCCGCUGGGUUCGAGGAACACCGAGACUCCUGCGUUGCCUGUGAGAUGGGUUUCUAUAAGCCGGUGGCGGGCGAUGGCCUUUGUGGAAAAUGUCCUCAACACAGCCACUCGGAGACCAGAGCCGCCCUGACCUGCCCCUGCGACUCCAACUACUAUCGAGCGGCGGACGACCCAGUAGCGGCUCCAUGCUCCCGCCCUCCAACUGCUCCGGUUAACGCCAUCUCCUCUGUCAAUGGAACGUCUGUGAAUUUGGAGUGGGAUCGCCCUCUGGACACAGGAGGACGCAGCGACCUGAAGUACAGCGUGUUGUGUCGGAAAUGUUCAGGGGAAGGAGGGACCUGUGAGGAUUGUGCGUCUUCCCCCGGAGGCGCCAGUGGAGGGAAGGGAGGCGGAGGGCCGGGCCUGGGGUUCGGAGGCAUGGUGGAGCGUCUGGGCUCUGCAGCGAUUCGAUUCGUUCCCCGGCAGAGUGGGUUGACGGAGCCCUGGGUGACGGUGCUCAACCUGGUGGCUCACACCAACUACUCCUUCUGUCUGCAGGCCAUGAACGCAGUGACGCAUCUGAGCAACCAGCCUUCCCCUUACGCCACGGUCAACAUCACAACGAACCAGGCAGCCCCCUCUGAAGUGUUAGCGAUCCGCCAGGAGAACACCAGUCAGAACAGCGUGAUUCUGAUGUGGCACGAACCCAACCGGCCCAACGGAGUGAUCCUGGAGUACGACGUCAAGUACUAUGAGAAGGAUAAUGAAGCCCACAGCUACUCCACUCUGAAGUCUAUAAACACCAGCGCUCGAGUGUCAGGGCUGAAGCCGGGAACUAAGUACAUCUUCCAGGUCCGAGCCAGAACGUCAGCAGGCUGCGGACACUUCAGCCCAAAUGUGGAGAUCCAGACUGGGAAAGCAGCUCCUCUGCGCUACAAAACCAUGACCAUCAUCUGGAUCUGCAUGGCCUUGGUGUCCGCCCUGGUCACCUGCAUGGCCAUCAUCAUCUGCAGGAAACGGCAAGGCUACACUUUACCACACUACCCAUCGCUGCUACACUGUGGUUACAGUAAAGCCUUCCAGGACUCUGAUGAGGAGAAGAUGCAUUACCAGAACGGUCACGUGUCGUUCCCUGACGCGAGGUUUUAUAUCGACCCGCACACAUACGAGGACCCCUGCCAGGCGGUCCACGAGUUCGCCCGAGAAAUUGAAGCUUCCAGGAUCAAAAUAGAGAAAAUCAUUGGCUCAGGUGAAUUUGGGGAGGUGUGUUAUGGACGUAUGAGACUCCCGGGGAAAAGAGACAUCCCAGUGGCGCUGAAGACCCUGAAGGCGGGAUACACGGAGAAGCAAAAGAGGGACUUCCUGGCAGAGGCGUCCAUCAUGGCUCAGUUCGACCAUCCUAACGUCAUCCGCCUGGAGGGGGUAGUAACCCAAAGCAAACCAGCGAUGAUCAUCACAGAGUACAUGGAGAACGGCUCCCUGGACUCCUUCCUCAGGAGACACGACGGGCAGUUCACCAUCAUCCAGCUGGUGGGGUUGCUGCGUGGCAUCGCGGCCGGUAUGACCUACCUGUCUGAACUGGGCUACAUCCACAGAGACCUGGCGGCACGCAACAUCCUGGUCAACAGCAACCUGGUGUGUAAGGUGUCUGACUUCGGCCUGUCCAGAGUGCUGGAGGACGACCCCGACGCUGCAUACACCACCAGUGGCGGGAAAAUCCCGAUCCGCUGGACGGCCCCGGAGGCCAUCGCCUUCAGGAAGUUCUCCUCCUCCAGCGACGUGUGGAGCUAUGGCGUGGUGAUGUGGGAGGUGAUGUCCUACGGAGAGCGACCGUACUGGAACCUCACCAACAGAGACGUGAUCAAAUCUGUGGAGGAGGGCUACAGGCUGCCCGCUCCGAUGGGCUGCCCGGGUCCUAUGCACACGCUCAUGCUGGACUGCUGGCAGAAGGAACGCAGCGAGAGGCCGCGUUUCUGCCAGAUAGUCACCGUUCUCGACAAGCUAAUCCGAAACCCAGAGAACCUGAAGACUAUGGACACGCUCUGCAGUUUAAGCAGUCCUACGCUGAUGGAGAGAGCCAUCCCAGACUUCAGUAGCUGUAACUCAGUGAACGAGUGGCUGGACACCAUAAAGAUGAGCCGCUACAAGGACCACUUUGCAGCAGGGGGGUACCAAACUCUGGGACACGUCAUAAGCAUUAACCAUGGGGACAUCCAGAGGCUCGGGGUGACGCUGAUGGGUCACCAGAAGAAGAUCAUGACCAGCGUGCAGGUGAUGAGGGCGCAGGUCCUCAACAAGAGCGUGCCAUCUGUGCACGUAUAACUCCAACACUGAGGUUUCUCAUCUAGAAACCCAGACUCCUACAAGGACUAGAGGGACUCCGUGGAAUUUUAGGAUGAGCUGUUAAUAAGAGAAGAGGAUACGUGGGAACUUUACAAGACUUUUUCCUUGAGGGGUUGAAGAGCGAAAACAUUUAAACUAUGGAGCAAGUAAACAUGACUUAUUUGGGACAAGUCCGACUUCAUUUUCUUUUUCCUGUCCAGAUUGCAUUUUCUGAUUUUAAAAUGUCUUGUUUAUAAAUGGAAAGACUGCCUUAAUAACCACAAAUUAUUUUAAUUUUAUUGUCAACAAAGAGAAGAUAAUUUAUCAAUCAUGAAUUUUAUUAGAGAGAUAUGAUUUACUGAACCCGGGCAAUAGCAAAAGUACAUGGAGUAAUGUCGUAAAGGGGGGAUGGCGGGUGUUUUCUGACUCGCUGAUCACCUGCAGAUUGAGGCAAAAAGAGGCCCAGAAUGAGUCAGUAAAAGUGGAGAAAGUGAGAUUGUACUCACCCGAGUUGCCAGAUCUUCUUCACAGCGGAGAAGACCUAUUUCACCCCAGGCUAUUAAUACCAACAACAGGCACAUUUCUCCACUGUCUAACCUUGAUGAAUGACCCCAGGAGAGCCCUCCACCCAGGGUGAAGCUGCGUGGCGCACAAUUACUGUACUUGGAAGAUGUGUAUGAUUCAGUUUCAGUGCACUUUAUUCUACAAUGUCUCUGUGUUGAAGAGCCUUCGCAGUUCUGUCAAAAAUCUCAGCCACAACUGCAGCAAUGAUGUUGGUCUGUUGAAGAAAUAGCAGUUUGAAAAUAUUACAUAAAUUAUGAUUAACUACAAAGUAUGAAAACAAAGAGGAAAUAUAGAUAUUUAACAUUUAUUAGGGUAGUAAGUAGAUCGCUCAUGAGAUUUAUUUCCAAACUUUUGUCACUGUGACAGUUGUCGGAAGAGAACAUUUAUUUAAUUGACAUAAAAAAUACUAUUGCCAAUUUCAAAUACUAUGAUAAAUACUGCAUCUGACGCAUUUUCAAUAUAUUGGAGAUUUCUUGUUAAAUCUUUUAUUUCAAAUGUAAUCCAAAUAGAGAGGUGUAUUGAUGACGUUUUAGGACAACCCCGAAGUUAGCAUCACAAGUGCUCUCUCAAUAGGAAGCAAUGAAAUGUUCCUAAUGGAUUCGGUGUGUUGCGGCUAAUCAUGCUAAACUAAAGACAGAUAUGUGUACCUUGGUAGUUUGAUCAAUUAAUCUCAACUAAAGAUUCACUUACUUAGAGUAAACUGUAGGACUUCUUUCCAUAAUGUUACCAAAGAUCUAUGAAAACGAAGCAAAGUUGAGUUUGUUGGUAAAAAAUAGGAGAAAAUCCCAAACAAGUGAACCUUCAGUUUAGAUUAUUUGUUCAAACUAUUUUAGUCAGUCUAGGUGAAAUGCAUCUGAAACGGAGAACAAUAAAUUACUUUCAAAUAUAGUAUAAAAUAUAUUACAAUUUUUACUUCUCAAGACAUGUCAGGCUAUUUGAGCUUCCUUGAUUCCUAUCCCAUACAGAAAUACAUUUUUAAGAAUUUUAACGGCAUUUUUUAAAUGUUUUCGGAGAAUUCCAUAAACUGAAAAUGUAUUAAAUUGAUAAUGAUGAUAGACCAAUUAAUAAGAAUAACAUUUUGCCUAGCUUGUAAGCCAAGAAGCUAAAAGCAAGCUGGUGUUAAUGCUAAGCUAACGGUUUUUACUAACGGCUAAAGAGAUACCAUUUUAUGCGGUUGAACUUCAUUUUUUAAAUGGAUUUGGAGCAUCCCAUAUAUUGAAAAUGUUUUCCAAUGAUGACGAUGGCCCAGUUAACAGGAUUAAUUUACUAGCUAGCCAAGAAGCUAACAGCAAGCUGGUAUUAAUGCUAACGGUAAUUAGAUACGAAAAUACAUUUUUAUGCGGUUUAAUAAGAAAAUGUAAGUGUAUCCAAUAUAUUGAAAAUGUUUUAAAAUGAUGACAAUGGCCCAAUUAACAACAUUAACUUUUUGCCUUGCUAGUUAGUCAAGAUGCUAACAGCAAGCUGGUAUUGAUGCUAAUGAACAACAAGAUGCUAACAGCAAGCUGGACGUAAUCCUAACGAACAACGAGAUGCUAACUCUAGCUAGUUAUUAUGUUGUGUGUAAGAAGGAGUGUGCUAAUUAACAAAGCACAAUAUAUGAUUUGCAAAAUAUAACACAAAGCACCCAAUACAGAUUAAGACUAGACUAAUAAAUAAUAUUAACAUGGAUACAAGUUUCUGAAGACUGCCAAACUCUGCAAAUUGUGUACAGCGUUUAUAUAUCUCAUAACAACAAUGUUAAUCAAUUAGAUUACUUAACUAUUAACACAAUAUACUGUACAUUUGUUUGGCUUUCAACCAAAAUUACACAAUUAUAUAUUAGACUGGAUUGUCCACAUAGCCAAGAUUACGUUUCAACAUCUUCGGAGACAUAAUUAGUUUUAAUUCUCAUGGCAUUUAUGAACAAAAUGUUACAGAGACUUAAUUUGGUGGAUGUUUAUCGAAUCAACGUCAGCACUUAUACUAUUCGGUUUCCCUGGAGUACAGAUCUGAACACAUGUUUGUGUGAAUACUGGGAUUGUAGUACAAAUAAGCUACACAGACUGUAAAAUAAAGUGUUACUUCUGAUUUAAUGUGAUCACGCUGUUUGCCUCAGUGUUGAUGAAAUGGUAAUGAAGUGAACAUGUAAGUAGAAUGUUUUUCUCUAAACGCUGAAGAAAGUACAAAAUCAGCCCUAAGUUACACCCCCCUCCGUGCCAUCAAGAGAAUGUUUUUUUCUCGUGCACAUCGGUAGGUUUUUCCUCUAGAGAAUUGAUGUCAGUUUCUAUUAGAGAAGAACCUCAUGACAUGUGUUUGAAUAUGUAUAAUAGUGGCAUUUCACUACUGGUUUUCCUUUAGGGAGGUUUUUUGUUUUUUUAAGACACUGGACGUGAGCUGAAACUCAUAUUUUAUAAAGUUAGGGUAUGUUUUUGCUAGAUGAAUUGAUUUGUAUGUAUACAGCAAGUUCAGUCACUGGAAGGAAGAAAAAAAGAAGAAAAUAUCAACUGGAUUUAUUCACAUUUCAUUAUUUAUUCAUGCUCAUUUGUUUAUUUUUUAAAUAAUUCAACUCGGAGAGGUUUUAUUACAGUUGAUGAAUCAUCCUUGUUGCUAAUGAUAAACCAUAAAUGUGCAAACUGUCCAUAAAUACACAAUAAAGGAACGUUUGUCUGUGUG